Messenger RNA from Adelges cooleyi (spruce gall adelgid), 1663 nucleotides. Its product is annotated as fas apoptotic inhibitory molecule 1. NCBI's taxonomy places the organism in Eukaryota, Metazoa, Arthropoda, Insecta, Hemiptera, Adelgidae. The transcript has 4 exons. The coding region runs from base 120 to 677 and encodes 185 amino acids. Gene Ontology annotation, biological process: positive regulation of neurogenesis; canonical NF-kappaB signal transduction; negative regulation of extrinsic apoptotic signaling pathway via death domain receptors. The record is from RefSeq and is a predicted model, not a curated record.
UUAUUGAACAUUCAUUAUAUACUUUGAUAUCAAUAAUAGUCGCGUACAAAAUUAAGUUUUAAACGAUUUCUAGCGUAUGUAUUUUAUUUAUUUGACGUCAAAGUCAAAUAAUAUCAUUCAUGUCCGAAAUAAAAGUACAUAGCGAGGACACGGUAGCAGUUUGGAAAAUUCCUUUAGCCGACGGUGUCCAUGAAGUUGAAUUUGAACACGGGACGGCCACAGGAAAAAGAGUCAUCAGAUUAGAUGGAAAAGUGAUAAAGAGAAAAGAAUGGAUGUUUCGACUAGUGGGAGAUGAAAUUUUCAACAUUGGCCACACGCAAUGCAUUAUUAGAGUGGAGCCUGACGGUUUGUUUAUGUAUACUUAUAGUUUAUGGGUAGAUGGAAAAAUUUUAAGUGAUUAUUAUGAAUACAUAUCGAAAACGCGUUCUACAUGGUUAAUCACAACAGAAGACGACGGCACAGAACAUCGUAUUAUUCUUGACAGAGAAACAAUGGACAUUUUUCUGGACGGAACUAAAAUUACGGAUGCAAUGUCUGAAUUUAUUGAAAACGGAACGCAGACACAUUUUUUUAUCGGUGAAACUUUGGCCACGAUAAAAACCGAACACAGCGGUGACAAAAAAAUCGGAGUAAUGCAUAAUCUAUUUAUAAAUGGAGAAUUAGUCAAGUCGUUAUAAUAUUUAGACACUUAUACAAUGAUUUUAAAUGGUGAGGAUCGAAAAGGAUUUAAGGGAUGCGUAUACAGUUUUACUGGAGAGCAAAAUAACAAAUCUCGUAAUCUCAUUAGUGAUGUUCAUUUAUAUUAAGUAGUUUUAUUUUUAUUCUUUAAAUAUCAUUAUUAUUUUAUUUUACAAUUAGCUAGUUACAAGUCACAAGUCCUACUGUAAACAGUUAUUCUGAAUUCAUAAGAACGCACGCGCCUCGUAAAAUCCAAAAAUGUUCAUGCACACUAGUAUUAAAAUUAGCUCUAAACACACAACAGUCGUCCACGGCAUUUCCUCUUUUUGAUGUCACGUAAACCGGAAGGCUAAUCGUGUGUUUUGACAUUUUCGAAAGACGGCAUUCGAUCGGCACGAUGGCUAAUAUUGGUAGAUUUUCAACCAUAACUUGUGGUCUAGAUUCGGCCAAGCAUUCAUUUUUCAUGUCCCAGCGAGCCGCUUCCAAGUACAAGCCCAUUACGUAGCAUCCCUGAAAAAAAAAGUAUAGGUACCAAUUAAAUACAUUAAAUUAUGUAAACAAUUACUCGAAUUCAAGAAUUAUUGUUGAAUUUAAUUCCAGUCCGAUAAUAACGUGUGAAUGUUUGAAUCGCACUAAAACUCUCAAGUAAUAAAAUUAUGUUAUAGCUAUCAGUUUGAAAUAGUUCAAUUAAUUAUUUAUUGAUCAUUAAACCAGUAUGUCAAGCAGAUGACACUAAUUUUAAAAUAAUAAUACUACAGUAAUAAAAUAAGUACCUAUGAACUUUUGUAAGCUUCAUUGAAAUUCUAUAAAUAGUGGUAUAAUUAUUAUACAGUUAUCCCAACUACAAAUGACUUAACUACAGUGUUAAAUUAUUUCAGUUGUCCACGUUUUAGCUAAAGCACACUUAUUUAAACAAUAAUUAAAUAUAGGUUGUUCAUUAAAAGUAAACACACAAAUGUUUUUGAUUAAAAACCCUGCAACAUAA